GUCACACCGCCGACAAAACCCAAGUAGACGUGGGUUUAUUCUUCCGAGGAUAGUGGGUGACCGACGAGGGCUCGGAAGAUGGAGGGUAGCGGCACGGGAAUUAGCAGGCUCGACUGCUACGAGGAUAUGUUUAAAGAGAUAACCAGGAAAUUGUACGGCGAGGAUCCUGAUCACAGAACCUCAAGCGUUCAGAACGAGUUUGAGACUUCCGUUUCGUACAAGACCGAGGAGGACACCGGAAACGGGACCGAUGGUAGCGACGACGGGAACUGGACUUGCGAGGAGGAACCAUUGAAAGGAACCGAUGGAAGUCGUAUUGCUGCUUAUCACGCUGGAAAAGCAACAUGGAGGUGUUAUGAAUGCGGUUCGUAUGUGAUGGGUGGUGGGCCUCGCGACGUUGCAGAACAUUUCAUGGAACUUCAUUCAUCGAGAAUCCUCGCUGACGAAAGGAACAGACAUCACUCGCCGCGCAAGGACUAUUUGCAGACAGAGUUAAAAGUGGAAGACGUGAUAUCUUAUUUGGAGAGGUUGCGAGAAAGGGCAGAAAGAAGCGCUCCUCCGUCAAGAAGAACUCAAGAAACGCAGACAGUGCCCGCAGCUUUGCUACCGGUACCUUCCACCUUCCUGUUGCAAGAAUUGCCAUCCGCUCCUGCACCUCAACACUUGCACCAGAACGCCACAACAAUGACACCUACAUCGGCAUCGGUAUCGGCGAGCGGAAAGCGUUACACCUGUCCGUAUUGCCCGUACGGAACGGAUCGCCGGGAUCUGUACACGAGACACGAGAACAUCCACCGCGAGGAGAAGCCGUUCCACUGUUACAUAUGUUACAAACCGUUCAAUCGCGCCGACCACGUGAAAAAACACUUCUUGAGGAUGCACCGGGAGCACGGAUACGAGUUGUCCAGGAUACGGAGACCGGCGGGAUCGACGGCGCCCAAGCCCCUUCAGCAAGAGUCCGGAACGGGGAGCGGCGCAAACGGGGGCUGCAACAGCAAGAGCCAUCUCAAGGGAGGAUCGAAAGGGGCCCAGGAGCGGAGGUACACCUGCUGCUAUUGUUCUUGGAGUGGCGUAGACAACUGGUGCCUUAAACGGCACUUGAACACGCAUCUGAAACCGUUCGCGUGCACCUUGUGCGAGUACAAGGCCGCACGCGCCGAGCGUCUAGCCACCCACGUGUUGAAGGUGCACAACAGACGACAAUGCUCAAGAUGCUCGUUCCUUGGCGAAGAUGCGGCACAGCUUCAGAUGCACCAGCUGCAUGUGCAUCGCGUCAGCAGUGCCAACGCACCCGCGUCUUCCACGGCCCAAGCUGCUCCACCACCGACCAAUCGUCAUCAGCAACCUUUACAUCCCGCGGGAGGAGGCCGACCACCACCUGGUCCGCCAGUUUUUCCAGCCCCAGCACCGGCCAUAGCACCUGCUACCACCGUGAUACCACCGACAACGAUACUCGGCCACGAGAUGGUAAACUCCCCUGCAACUGCAGCGACAAUGGCGUACCCGACCUUGGAGGAGGAGAGGCGGUCGAGCGGUGACGGGCCCGGCCACGACCAAGACCAGCGUCGUCGCCAUCGUCACGCCAACGACGACGCCAACCACGUCGAUCACCGUCGAUCAACCGAGAUACGGAGCCGCGGCCACGGCUCGUCCCGAGCCGUUUCCGCGUCGUCGUGCCCCGUCGAGCAACAACACGACGUUGUACACGACGACGAACCGUGCACCGGUUGUACCAAUCACCACCACAACCACCAUCACCACCACCACCACAACCACCACCAUCACCUCACUUCCACUAUACUUAAUCGUGAUUUUGCGCACAGCUACCGAGCCGUUCCCGAAGAGUGCAAUGGCCCCUCCUCCCAAUCCACGGGGGCCUCCACGUCCUUCGAUUGCGUCUGGCCGGUCGAAAACAUCGAGAGGAAACCGGGCGUGAGGCAGAGAUCGAGAAAGCAGAGCCAGCCGAGGAAGGUAACCUGGAACCAAGACUUCGACGACUCGUUCGAAGAAUCGGGCGAAGGGGCGGAGGAGCAAGCGAAGAAAGAGGAAAUAGAAGAAGAAGAAAAAGCGAGCCCCGAGGCGUCGAAGAAGUCGCCCGAGAAACAGUUGGACGAGUUGAAGGAACGUUACCGCCUUCAACUUACUAAACGAAAUUUGCUCAAGUGUCGGCUCUGCCCUGACGACGCCCCGGCCAGAGGGACGGUUUGCCAACCGUAUCACACUAAGGCUUCUCUAACUCUGCACAAAUUGUGGAGACACGACAAACGCAAGAGGAGCCUGAAUACGACCCCCGAGGAUCGCCCGUUGUCCCAGGUGUCGUCCUCCAUCACGUUGAAGGCGACGGUGUUCACCAACCCUGAAUACGUGUACAACAGAUAACAGUUGGUCUCGACAGGGAUAGACGAUCGCGAAGAUGGAUCUCGAAACGCAUUGGUUCUAGAUCGAGAGAUUCUUUGACCGGGUGGGAGGAUGAGAGU
This is a messenger RNA of Apis dorsata (giant honeybee), 2477 nucleotides long. RefSeq lists its product as uncharacterized. The transcript has 9 exons. Lineage: Eukaryota; Metazoa; Arthropoda; Insecta; Hymenoptera; Apidae. The coding region runs from base 79 to 2379 and encodes 766 amino acids. The record is from RefSeq and is a predicted model, not a curated record.